AUGAAUAACGCUGCAUCUUCCUUGCAUUUCCCCAGCGACGGGGACAGACCUCCCGCGCCGCAGAAUGCCGGCGCUACAUUGACGACGCAAAACCUUGCACCCACACCUGCACUUUCACAUGCACCAGCGACAGCUACAGACAUGGCGUCCGAAGAGGAUCAAAGGUUGCACAAUGUCGGAGUCGCGGCUCUCGCUGCCAUCGCGCAAUACCCGCAUGCCGUGGAUGAGGAGAGCAAUUCGCUCUUAGUGUCGGAGGUGGUGCACGCGAUGACAGGCAGGUCCAUUCCGCGAUACCAUCACCACCAUCCCCAUUCAACCCUCAGCGACCAAGUGCACUCAUCUCUGAAUCCUGGAAAUCAUUUUUCGCCACUAUCAUUUGACGCACUAUCUGACGGGGAUAGUGUGCCGACUGGGUCGAAUACUCUCUCACCACACUCGUCGGACGAUACCGAUAUCGACAUGGAAGGCAUUGUGCAAGACUUGAUCGAGCGCACCGCAACAUGGCCCAGUAUUGCGACAAUUGUCAACGAGAGCGAUAUUGAGAAGGACAUGGUGAUGGAUUACGAUCCCGAAUUCGAGGACCACACAUCGCCGUCGACUACCCCGGAUGAUGAAUUUGAAGAUUUUCUCCGUUUUUACCCCGACGAGGAGGAAUAUUACCGAGAGGAAAAUGAGCCGCGGUCUCCAGAGGCUGCUACGCAUGAAGUGGACCUGGACGAGUUUUAUCACACCAUCAACUAUGAUAUCCAAGAUGUGGAUAUUCCUCAGGUGCCGGGCACCCCGCCUACAGGUCCUUUCCCGGGAGUCGAUGAGCUUGAUGCUCACCCUCCUUCCAUCAUCCACACUACAACCCAUGAGCGAAACCUUACUAUCGACGAAUUCAUCCAGCGGUGGGUUCUCCAAACAAACAUUAUACCACACGGGUUCCAUUCGGAGCACAGGAUCCCUCCGCAGCUACGCCCGUUAUCGAAAAUGAUGAGCUGGACUCCUCCGCGUGAUGUGUACCGGCCACAUACAUAUGAAGAUGACAUUUAUGAUCUCCAACAAAUCCCUUGGGCCGAGACAUUGAAAGUCAAACGCAAACUCCCACAGCCGCGGCCUCAACCAUCUCUCCCCCAAGAUGAAUUAUUCUUCCAGGAGACAUCAAUGCACAGCGCCCACAAAGCCACGAUCGAACACUUCCAACUACGAAAUCUCAUGUCGGUUCCGGCCUACAACACCAUCAACUUCGCCAGCCGCUCCAAAGUAUACUCAUGGGCCCCAUCGUUCGACGAGAACCGAGUCCUCAUCGACCUAUCACGAGCAUAUCCAGAAAGCGGCUUCCUAGGCCCAGUCAAAAUCUCCAGCAUGAAAACCGCGCACGGCCUCACAAUCGCAGGCGGUUUCUGCGGCGAAUACGCCCUUCAAGCGUCCGACGGCGCAGGAUCCGGCGUCAAGGGCCUAGUCACGCCCGACCCGAGCGACGGCAUCACAAACCACGUGGAUCUCGUUCCAAACCGAACCGGCCCUGCUCCAAUCUGCGUCUUCUCCUCCAACGACCGCCACCUUCGAAUUCUAGACUGCGAAACAAACGUCUUCCUCUCCGACCAAGAACUCUCCCGCCCCAUCAACUGCACCGCCACAUCUCCAGACAGCCGGCUCCGUGUCGUCAUCGGCGACUCUCCCGAUGCAUGGGUCAUCGAAGCCGACACCGGAAAACCAGUCCACCCUCUACGCGGACACGAAGACUUUGGCUUCGCCUGCGCCUGGUCCCCAGAUAUGCGACACAUAGCCACAAGCAACCAAGACAAAAAAGUAAUAAUCUGGGACGCGCGCACAUGGCGAAUCCUCGAAACCAUCGACUCCGACGUCGCAGGCUACCGAUCCCUACACUUCUCCCCCGUAGGCGGCGGUCCCCGAACCCUCCUCUGCGCCGAACCCGCAGACCGAAUAUCCAUCAUCGACGCCCAGCUCUACCAAUCACGGCAGGUGCACGAUUUCUUCGGCGAGAUCGGCGGCGCGGAUUUCUCGCCGGAUGGCGGGACGGUCUGGGUCGCGAAUACGGAUCCGCAUUUUGGCGGGUUUAUGCAGUAUCAGCGGCGGGAGUGGGGGCGGGAAUUUGGGGUCGUGGAUUUGGCUAAUGAGUUUGUCGGUGAGGAGGGGCUUGAUGGGGAUGAGAGGUGUGUUUUAGGAAGGAGGGAGCGUGGGUUGAGGUUUUUGAGGAAUUUUAGUGAUGAGGAGCAUGAUUUGUUUGUUCUUUAG
This is a messenger RNA of Penicillium manginii, 2241 nucleotides long. RefSeq names its product WD40 repeat domain-containing protein. Lineage: Eukaryota; Fungi; Ascomycota; Eurotiomycetes; Eurotiales; Aspergillaceae. Bases 1 to 2241 code for a protein of 746 amino acids. The record is from RefSeq and is a predicted model, not a curated record. Gene Ontology annotation, molecular function: protein binding. The transcript has 2 exons.